Galendromus occidentalis (western predatory mite) is the source of this 2466-nucleotide messenger RNA. Its product is annotated as 1-phosphatidylinositol 4,5-bisphosphate phosphodiesterase delta-4. Gene Ontology annotation, cellular component: plasma membrane. Gene Ontology annotation, molecular function: phosphatidylinositol-4,5-bisphosphate phospholipase C activity; calcium ion binding. The transcript has 18 exons. NCBI's taxonomy places the organism in Eukaryota, Metazoa, Arthropoda, Arachnida, Mesostigmata, Phytoseiidae. The record is from RefSeq and is a predicted model, not a curated record. The coding region runs from base 1 to 2466 and encodes 821 amino acids. Gene Ontology annotation, biological process: lipid metabolic process; intracellular signal transduction.
AUGUCAGAAUCAGCGGAAUUCGCAGAAUUGCUGGCUGCUCUCGAGAAUGGAACUGUUCUCCGGAAAGUCAUCUCCCCGUCGAAGAUCGUCUCCCGAAGAUUCUUCCUCGACCCCAAACACGAAUAUCUCGCUUACUUCCCAUCGCGAAAAGGAGUUUUCUGCUCCGCAGACGCACCUCUAUAUGCCAUUCGCGACAUCAGUGAAGUGCGUCGAGGAUUUUCCACUGACACUUUCCACAGACUCGAUGAGAAUUCGCAGCAGCGACGAUCGAUACGGAAUGGUCUGAUACGGGACGAGCUCUGUUUCUCUGUCGUUCUAAACACGUCGAACACCACACUCGAUCUUAUCGCUCGCACAAAAGAAACAGCUGAUGCCUGGCAGCGAGUUCUCUCGCAUCUUGUAGCUGCCUACAGGAGUGCUGAGCGACAAGAAGCGUUCGACAGCUGGAUUAAAGCUCAGUUCGCUCGAGCCGACGUCAACGGCAACGGGGUCUUGAACUUCCCUGAGUGUGUUGAACUCCUCAAGCAAAUGAAUAAAGCCGCCCCGAAAAAAGUCAUCCGGAAACUCUUCGAAGCCGCGAACAAGAAUCGGUUGCCUAUUGACGGAGAGGAUGUUCUCGAUAAAAACGAGUUUGUGUUGUUCUACAACUCUCUGCUCAAUAGACCAGAAAUCGUUGAGAUAUUCGACAAAUACAAAGCCAAAGGAACAGAAUUGAUGGGAGCCGAAGAAUUGCAGCGCUUCCUCAGACGGGAACAGAGUGAACAAUGCUCUGUGAAUGAGUGCCAGCAGAUUAUUCAAACUCUAAGCGAGUCGACUCAUGAGGAUUGGGGAUCGGACGGUCACCUCACCGUCCGAGGCUUCGAAGCAUUCCUUUUGUCUGACCGGCAGGAUAUUUUCGACCACAGGCACCAUUCCGUCUGUCAGGAUAUGACCCGGCCCCUGAACGAGUAUUUUAUCGCAUCGUCCCACAACACGUACCUUCUCAAUCAUCAACUCGUGGGCGCCUCCAGCGUUGAGGGUUACAUUAAGGCCAUGAAAAGAGGAUGUCGUUGUCUAGAAUUGGACGUCUGGGAUGGUCAGAAUUCGGAGCCUGUAGUGUUCCAUGGAUAUACUUUGACCACGAAGAUUCUUCUGAAGGACGUCUUAGAAGCUAUUUCAACCUAUGCCUUCCAGUCUUCACCUUAUCCCGUCAUCCUCUCCAUCGAGAACCAUUGUACCCAAGAACAACAAAGGAAGAUGGCCUCUUAUUUUCGCUCAUAUCUCGGAGAAUACUACUGCGGAGAUCUGGUGGACGAUCUGAGCGAGCUCCCAUCUCCUGAGCAGCUCAAAUACAAGAUACUCAUCAAGUGUAAGAAGCUGGAAACGACCAAGGAACUCCCCGAACUCCGGGAAGAACAGGAGUUCGCCCAGACUCUUAGCGUGAACGACGCUGAAGCUCUCGGCUACGUGAGCGACUCCUCAGAGGUAUCGGAACAUUUUGGGAGCGGUUCUUCCAACGAGGGCGAUGACGGGAAGAAAGAUGCCGACGUUUCUUACGAGAAGGUCGUCGCGUCUUCUUCACGUGAAGUCAAAGGAGAACACAAGGAGAAGAACAGCCGACUCCGACGGUCUCUGCGUCGCUCCUCGGGCCGCGGGAAACUGAAUCUCACACAAGAGCUAUCGGAUUGCGUCAAUUACAUCAUCGCAACUCCUUUCCACAGUCUCGAGGAAACACAAACAUGGCGUCCCAACCAAAUGACGUCAUUCAGUGAAUCCAAGUGCCUGAAAAUGCUCAACGGUGGAGAGAGGAAGAACUUUAUGAAGUACACUCAAAAGCACUUGGCGCGCAUCUACCCCAAGGGGAGCAGAACUUCUUCCACGAACUACAAUCCGAUACCGUUCUUCAACAGCGGCUGUCAAAUAGUGGCGCUGAACUAUCAGACUCCGGAUAGCAGUAUGUUCUACAAUAUUGCGAAAUUCGCUCAGAAUGGCAAUUGUGGUUAUGUUCUCAAACCUCGGAUUUUGAGAAACGAUCUCGACUCUUUCGAUUUCGAUGAGCCUCCCUUAUCUUUGUGCAGAACUGUCACCAUAAAGAUCAUUAGCGGGCAACACAUUCCGAAACCGGAUGAAUCUCUAGAAGGCGAAGUCGUUGACCCCUAUGUUCUGGUGAAAAUCGUUGGACACCCUAAAGAUCGAGCUUGCGCGGAGACGGAGUUCGUUAGGAACAAUGGAUUCAAUCCGAACUGGAAUCGGACUUUCGAGUUCAUUGUCGAGGUCCCCGACCUCGCCUUCCUUGUUUUCAUCGUUAAGGACGACUCUCGUACGGGAAAGAACCUAAAAUUGGGCAAAUACGCGGUUCCGCUGACGGCGGUUCGCACUGGCUACCGACAUGUUCACUUGCGGAAUCCAUGGUUUGAAAAAAUUGUUCCCGCGUCAUUGUUCGUCCAUAUCGACAUCCGCAGGAGCUCUAAUUAUCAGACUCUGUAA